This is a messenger RNA of Neopelma chrysocephalum (saffron-crested tyrant-manakin), 831 nucleotides long. RefSeq names its product TWIST neighbor (gene POLR1F). The transcript is spliced from 4 exons. Lineage: Eukaryota; Metazoa; Chordata; Aves; Passeriformes; Pipridae. The record is from RefSeq and is a predicted model, not a curated record. Gene Ontology annotation, biological process: DNA-templated transcription initiation. Gene Ontology annotation, cellular component: RNA polymerase I complex. The annotation marks the transcript as partial.
GCCCAGCUGGACGCGGAGCUGCUGCGAUACUCGGAGAGCCUUCAGGGUGUGCCCGUGGCUUACGACAACAUCAAAGUGGUGGGUGAGCUCGGCGACAUUUACGACGACCAGGGAUUCAUCCACCUCAACAUCGAGGCGGACUUUGUCAUCUUCAGCCCCAAGAAAGGGAAAAAGCUGGUGGGUAUAAUUAAUAAAGUGGCCCCUAGUCAUAUUGGCUGCCUGAUACAUGGAUGCUUUAAUGCAUCUAUCCCUAAGCCUGAACAAAUGUCAAUUGUACAGUGGCAAGAGCUGGGGUUAAAAAUAGGGGAUGAACUGAAAUUUCAAGUGUUGCACUUGGAUUCCGAUACAGCUGGGGUGUUCUUCAUUCGAGGAGGACUCACUAAAAGAAGCAUGCGGCCCAAACGAUGUGAGACCAUCACUGACAGUGCGAAUGGAAAUGAAAUUCAAAAGCUUGAUCACCAGGAAAAUGGCUUGAAUGACUCUGGGGAAGAUAAUGUAACAGAAGAGCCUUUAAAUGAGACAAAUAACCUUGGGAGGGAAAACAAAGAAGGGCAAAGUGUUGAUGCUGUGAAUGGGUUAUGUGAUGAAACAGGCAAGAAGAAAAAGAAGAAGAAAAAGGACAAGCAAGAAGAACAGGAACAUGUAUUGCCUACCAGUGACUCCAGUGGUUACCAAAGUGACCAUAAAAAGUCAAAGAAAAAGAAAAGAAAGCAUUGUGAAAUUGAAGAAAGUGAAUUAUCUCAGCUGUCAGAAAAACCCAAAGCUAAAAAGAAAAGGGACUAAAGCCUGAAGUGCCUUUCCUGAAUUAGAUUUCAGACAUUUUUUGUAAGU